GAUGACCAGAGACUGCGGACACAGUACAGGGGAUGACCAGAGACUGCGGACACAGUACAGGAGAUGACCAGAGACUGCAGACAUAGUACAGGAGAUGACCAGAGACUGCGGACACAGUACAGGAGAUGACCAGAGACUGCUGGACACAGUUACAGGAAGCUUGACCAGAGACUGGGACAUAGUACAGGAGAUGACCAGAGACUGCGGACAUAAAGAUGACCAGAGAUGCGGGGACACAGUACAGGAGAUGACCAGAGACUGCGGACACGUACAGGAGAUGACCAGUAGACUACGGAUACAGUACAGGAGAUGACCAGAGACUGCGGACA
Molecule: messenger RNA, 329 nt
Organism: Staurois parvus
Lineage: Eukaryota; Metazoa; Chordata; Amphibia; Anura; Ranidae
Source: the annotation of a GenBank genome assembly